CAUAGAAGAACUCUAGAUAAUCGUGGCCUUUACGACUUUGUAAUUGUUUUUCAAAAUUCCUAUACUGACAUGGUGCACCUUGCAAUGUGGGUGCGAAUUGUAAAUUCUGACCUUAACGUAAUUUGUUGUUUAGUCUCGGCGUCGUUUUGCGAAGAUUCUGCAUAUGAAAUUUGUUGUAGAAAUUUAGUCGUUACAACAAUUUUAACACGCAGGCCCUAAUUGUAUGCUAAAAGAUUUAUCCUUAAUACAAUCCUGUGCCUUUGCAAUCUGUUAUGAAAAUAGUUAUGCGCCUGCGCACAGGUUACAGCUGUGAGCUGAUUGGCUUUUAACCUAACAAAACAAAUAAUAAAAAAACAAAAUUACAAUGUAAUUUUAUUUAUAAUACACAAUUUAUUUGCAAUGUCGUUAGGAUCAGAUGCCGAUUUAGAACUUCGAGUUAAAAAAGCAACGGAACGAAUAUCCGAAAAUAUGCAUAUUAUCGCGAACGAGCCCUCAUUGGCUUUUUACCGCUUACAAGAGCAUGUACGAAAAGCUCUGACUCCAAUGGUCGAUCGUAGGGUCGAAGUUAACAAAUUGCGACAGGAAUUACAAGGACGAUGUUAUGACAUUGAUUAUGCAGUGGGGGCGAUCAAAACCAUGAACAAAGCAGAGGAGAGUUUUAAGAAUAUCCAAGAUAUCUUAAAGAAUGCCAUAUUUUUGAAACAACAGCUAAAAUAUGAGGAGUCCCGACGAAAAAAACCAGAAAGUAGCUCGGUAUAUAAAAGAUUAUCUGCACAUAUUACCCUCGAUUUACCGGAAUUGCCCGAGCUUUCUGAUGUAGUACGCGAAACAGCGAAUAGGGUUGAGUCUAUGAUGUCUAAAGCAACUCACUAAUAAUUGUAAAAUUAAUGUCUAUAUUGGAUCUGAGAAAGUUAUUAUCUAAGGAUGAUAGUGAAGUGUAUGUGAUUGCCGCUUUCUGUGGCCCCGCUAAUUUUUGUUUAGGUUUUUGCAAUUACUAUUAAACUUUGGGAUUAACUUAGAGGUGGAAAGAUUGUUACAGUCUUUGAAAUGAUUUUGGUGGCGCUUCCACAGUUACAAGUGUUCCAUUGUUUCUUGUAUGCAAUUUAUUAUUAUUAUUAUUGUUAUUAUUAAGAUAAAUUUAUUAUUGUACAUUAAUAUUGUCACGCUGCUAAUGACAUUAAUGUUUACACUUGCUAAGAUAUUAUUAAUUUACUUCACAAAACAAUCAUUUUGUGAAUUAGGAUUUUAAUAAAAGAUUAGCAACUUUGGAAAGAGCAAUAGCAGUAUUUGUAUUUCACUAGUCGAAAUUGACAAAUCCUGGUCGACUUGUUGAAACACAUGUCGAACUUCCAUUUUGUGGGUUUCAGAAACAUUCCAAGCUUUGUCUUUUCUCAAUUGAUUAUGGAUACAGGCAACCAAAACUAAUAGACAUUUAAUUUUUUAGCCGUAAUAAAUUGAUUUCAAGCA
Molecule: messenger RNA, 1467 nt
Organism: Photinus pyralis (common eastern firefly)
Lineage: Eukaryota; Metazoa; Arthropoda; Insecta; Coleoptera; Lampyridae
Product: BLOC-1-related complex subunit 8 homolog
Exons: 3
Coding region: 400-873 (157 amino acids)
Cellular component (GO): BORC complex
Source: RefSeq, a predicted model, not a curated record